AUGUGGGGCUUUAGAAAUAUCUAUUAUUCAUUUAUAAAUCCUUUUCUUCUCUACCUCCAGUCUGCCUCUUUUUUCUCUGCGUCUUUCUCAUUUUUCUGUCUUUCCUUCAUCUAUCAUCCUCUCGUAGUUAUCUCUCCAUUUUUAUUGAAUCUCUCUUUCUUUUUCCUUUUUUCCGUUUUACUAUCAUCUAUCUUCCUUGAUCUGCCGUUUCAGUCUGUUUUGUCGCUUUUCUUCAGUUUAUCACUAUCGCCCUUCCUUUUAUUAGUUUCUCUUUUAUCUUUCAAUAUUUAUCAGUUCAAUGCCUUUUUAUUUUUCUCCCUCCUUCUUUUUCGUUCUGUCUAUCUAUUUAUUAUAGGUGUCACUGUUCAUAGUCUCUGUAUGUCUAUCUUCUUUUUUUCUGAUAGUAUAUUUUUCAUCUAUCAAUCUCUUUCAGAGGCCCCUCUCGCUUGUCGAUGUUUAUUUAUCCUGCCUGGAUUUAUCACUCUCUCACAGUUAACUCUAUCAUUCUACUAUUUCUCUCUCUCCCUCCCUCUCUCUCUCUCUCUCUUUCUCUUGACACAGUCAUUCGUCUAUGUCUACUUUCUUCACUGUUGCCCUUAUUUCGUCUGUCUCUACAUAUCUAUCUUCCUUUAUUGGAUCUAUCUAUCUUUUAUCUACCAAUCUCUCUCACGUCUCUCUAUUCUUCUUCUUCUUCUUCUCCCUCGUUAUAUUGCCACCCUUUCAUCUCAUUUUUCCGUCUCUCUACCUUCGUCUUUGAUAGAGAGAGGAAAUAUUUUGGUCCUCUUUCUUCUGUCUGUGCGUCUCUCUAUCUUCUUUUCUUCUAUCCACUCUCUUUCUCCUGUUAAUCUCUUGCAGUCUCUCUUUUUCUUCCCCACCCUUUCUUUCAUCUAUUUGCAUUUCUUCUAUCGUGUGUUCCUCCCACUUUCAUUCCCUCCGCCUAUCACUAUUUCCUCUGUCAUUCCUUCUUUUCCCUCGAUUUUCUACUUGAUAUUAACUUUUCAUUGCCACUAA
Messenger RNA from Acanthosepion pharaonis, 1011 nucleotides. NCBI's taxonomy places the organism in Eukaryota, Metazoa, Mollusca, Cephalopoda, Sepiida, Sepiidae. The record is from the annotation of a GenBank genome assembly.